This is a messenger RNA of Pipistrellus nathusii (Nathusius's pipistrelle), 831 nucleotides long. NCBI's taxonomy places the organism in Eukaryota, Metazoa, Chordata, Mammalia, Chiroptera, Vespertilionidae. The record is from the annotation of a GenBank genome assembly.
AUGCUGAGUCUGCUGGUGCUGGCACUGCCCCUCCUGCUGAGCCCGGGCCACGCGGCCCCUGCUCAGAGCCAAGACCUGGAGAGAGUGGGCAUCGUGGGGGGGCAGGAGGCCCCUGAAAACAAGUGGCCCUGGCAGGUGAGCCUGAGACUCCUACGAGACAAAUACUGGCAACACAUUUGCGGAGGCUCCCUCAUCCACCCCCAGUGGGUGCUGACCGCCGCGCACUGCCUGGGACUGGAAAUCAAAGAUCCUGUGGACCUGAGGGUGCAGCUGCGGGAGCAGCACCUCUAUUACCAGGACAAGCUGCUGUCUGUCAACCGGAUCAUCGUGCACCCCAACUACUUCACCGUCGAGAACGGGGCAGACAUUGCCCUGCUGGAGCUGGAGGAGCCUGUGAAUAUCUCCUACAAACUUCAGCGGGUGGCUCUGCCCCCUGCCUCGGAGACCUUCCCCCCAGGGACCCCCUGCUGGGUGACAGGCUGGGGUUAUGUGCAAGAGAAAGUGCCCCUCCCCCCGCCGUACCCCCUGAAGCAGGUGAAGGUCCCCAUCGUGGAAAACAGCGAAUGUGACUCCGAAUACCACACUGGCCUCUACACGGGGGACAACGUCCGGAUCGUCCAUAAGGAUAUGAUCUGUGCCGGGAUCACGAAUAAGGACUCCUGCCAGGGAGACUCUGGAGGGCCCCUGGUCUGCAAGGUCAACGGCACCUGGAUGCAGGCGGGUGUGGUCAGCUGGGGUUUAGGCUGUGCCCGGCCCAAUAGGCCCGGCAUCUACACCCGAGUCACCUCCUACCUGCACUGGAUCCGCCAGUACGUCCCCAAGGAGCCCUGA